CCAACGUCCUCUGGAAGCAGCCGGUCAUCCCCGAGCGAAAGUACCAGGAGCUCUCGAAGCUUGAGGAAGGGGAUGCCAAUAUGAAUGCUCCUGUCAUAACUCCUUCAUCGUCCACUGAAAGUGUGAACAAGAUACCUGUGGUGAAGGCCAAGGCCACUCACAUCAUCAUGAACUCUCUAAUUACAAAGCAGACUCAGGAGAGCAUUCAGCGCUUUGAGCAGCAGGCAGGGCUGAGAGACGCUGGCUACACUCCCCACAAAGGCCUCACUACUGAGGAGACCAAGUAUCACUGGGUGGCUGAGGCAGUCCACAAGCUAAAAAUGCAGAGUGGAGAGAUGACGAAAGAUGACAAACAGACUUCUUCUGCUCAGUCCACUCCAAGCAGCACUCCCCAUUCUUCUCCUAAGCAUAAAAACAGGGGUUGGUUUAGUCAGGGAUCCUCUAGUUCUCUCACUGGCCCAGACUUUGCCAUGGAAGCUGGUGGAGACAAAUUGCCAUCAGAAAGAUGGAGCUUUUUUGGACCCAAAGCCAUCCAGAAAUCCACCACUGAUCCAGGAGGAUUUACCAUCCAAUCCUAUAAAGGUGCCCAGAAGCCAUCCCCGAUGGAGCUGAUGCGUGCUCAGGCUACUAGGAUGCCAGAGGAUCCAGUCACCUUCAAGCCCCCCAAAAUGGACAUUCCAAUUGCAGAAGGGAGGAAACAAUCUCCACGUUCCCAUAAUAUCAAGCCUCGGGAUCUGAAUGUGCUCACUCCUACUGGGUUCUAGGAAGAAUGCUUCUGGUGUCUUUAGUGGGCUACAGGGUGUCUUUAGGCUCUGCUUCCCUGUCCCAUUGUGCUGCAGUAAAAUAGGAAAGUCUCCCUUCAGCUCUACAUCUCAGAAAAAGUUAUGACUGUCCUCCUAGAGCCAGCCUGGGAAAAAAUCCUGCACUAGUACUAAACCAAUGUAAACCAUCCUGUCUGCUGUAUUGCACCAGUUGGGUCUUCUAGGCUGCACUAGAUGUGCUUCCCAGUACUCUUCACCACAGUCAAACCUUGAAUCGUUCCGUGGGACAGGACUGCGUGUGGUGUACAAGCAGGCUGGCUUGUCUACCUGUAGUCCGAUUGUUGUCCUGCUCAGUGCUGCAGUACCUGCAGGAGGACUGUGGUUCUGUCUGGUAGAUGGAGAAUGCCAAAAGAAAAUCAUGAAAACAAGCAAGCACUGAAAACUGCAACAUUAACUGCCAGAAGGAAGCUGCUCUGGGAAUGUGGUGGGUCAGUUUUAAAUGUGUUGCUCCCUUACUAUCCAGUGUGACCUUAUUGUUUAACACUUAGUUCUUGGAAUUUUUUUAAAGGAAAAAUGGACCAGUGACCAUUGAGGCACUUUCUAGAAAGGCAGGGAGUAGAAUCUAAUAGGGCUUGGCAGUAACAAGCAAGAAUUGCUUCUCUUCCAGCUCUUCAUGUUUCUCCAAAAAUGUGGAAAUGACCAGAGCUGGUGUGGCUUGAAUGAAGUAAUCCUCUCUCCUUUCUGCAAAACAACACUGUCCUGUUCUUUCCUAGGCAACAGACUUACAGAUGUUCUGGCACUCUGGGUGCUGCUUUUUUUUUUUUUUUUUUUUUUUCCCUAACAUUUUGUAUGAAUUCUGUAGAAGUGUAUUAGACGCCAGCAGCACUUCUCAAAUAGGGUUUUUUGUUUCCUCAGCAUUAAAUAAAUGCAUUUUUCAGGGCUGGGAGAGGACUGAGGGCAGAUCAAGCUUAAACAUCCCUCCUGGCUAUGAUACAGCUAUAUGUAAUUUUUGGCCUAGUCAGAACCUGUUACUGGGAACAGCUAACAUUUGCUUUUGUGAGAAGUGGAAGGAACUCCUGGCUACCAUCUAAUCCUUUAAGCGUUAUAGGCAGCAUUGCUCUGUAAUAUUCAUUUGUCCUGUGGCAAACAGCUUUCCUCUCUGGAUCCCAUGGUUGUUGCAGAGCUCCUUCAGCCAGCAGCAGGCUUUCUGUAGCUGCCAGGUGGCAGCAGCAGCCUUGCAUCUGGUACUGGGAGCUUCUCCGUUGCCAGGACUUUAUACAGAGGUUACUUAACUGGUAACCGUUGAGCUCUGAGGUUUCUGCUGCCUUAAACCAAACAUUCCUCCUGGAGGCUGAGGCAGGGUUGGCUCACUCAGCUAGCUGCUGUCCCCUCUGAAGAAGCACGUUUUGUGGCUCUGCUUCCUCUCGAGCUUUGACAACACUGCCAGUGAUGUAUUGUGUUGAAAGUUUCCCACCCAACUAAGCAGUUUGCAGUGUCACCACUCAUUUGCACCUUGGCAAUCAGUGACUCAUUUGAUACUAAUUUAUUUGUUGUCUGUAUUCAUGUCUCUAAUGUGUAUGAUUUUUUUGUUUGUUACAAGAAAAUAAAAUCCUGUGAAUGGA
Athene cunicularia (burrowing owl) is the source of this 2383-nucleotide messenger RNA. Its product is annotated as KIAA1191 ortholog. The record is from RefSeq and is a predicted model, not a curated record. Bases 81 to 764 code for a protein of 227 amino acids. Lineage: Eukaryota; Metazoa; Chordata; Aves; Strigiformes; Strigidae. The transcript has 6 exons. Gene Ontology annotation, cellular component: cytoplasm.